Molecule: messenger RNA, 2006 nt
Organism: Amphiprion ocellaris (clown anemonefish)
Lineage: Eukaryota; Metazoa; Chordata; Actinopteri; Pomacentridae
Product: inositol monophosphatase 1-like
Exons: 9
Coding region: 342-1427 (361 amino acids)
Biological process (GO): phosphatidylinositol phosphate biosynthetic process; signal transduction; inositol metabolic process
Molecular function (GO): inositol monophosphate 1-phosphatase activity
Source: RefSeq, a predicted model, not a curated record
UGCAGUUCUACCACUGCUGGUUCUACCGCUGCUGGUUCCACAGGUUCUACCGCUGCUGGUUCUACAGGUUCUACUGCUGCUGGUUCCACAGGUUCUACCUUGCUAGUUCUACAGUUUCUACCGCUGCUAGUUCUAUAGGUUCUACUACUGCUUGUUCCACUGCUCCUGGUUCUACAGGUUCUACCGCUGCUAGUUCCAUAGGUUUUACUGCUGCUUGUUCUACUGCUCCUGGUUCCACAGGUUCUAUUGUUGCUGGUUCUACAGGUUCUACUGCUGCUGGUUCUACAGGUUCUACCGCUGCUGGUUCUACAGGAGGCGUUACUCGGUCACAUUUUCUCAUCAUGGCCGACUGGACCGACUGUCUGAACUUUGGCAUCUCCAUCGCUAAACAGGCUAGUGAGGUGGUUCUGUCAGCGUUUCAGCAGCACAAAGAGGUGAAGCUGAAAAGUUCUCCUGCGGAUCUGGUGACAGAAACGGAUCAGAGAGUCGAGAAGAUCCUCAUCUCCGCCAUCAGGAACCGCUACCCUCAGCACAGGUUCCACUCUGUUCUACCACGUUCCACUGUAGGAACCCUCAGCACAGGUUCUACCACGUUCCACUGUAGGAACCCUCAGCACAGGCUUCACUCUGUUCUACCACGUUCCACUGUAGGAACUCUCAGCACAGGCUCUACUCUGUUCUACCACGUUCUACUGUUGGAACCCUCAGCACAGGCUCCACUCUGUUCUACCAUGUUCUACUGUUGGAACCCUCAGCACAGGUUCAUCGGGGAGGAGUCUGUGGCUGCAGGUGAACAUCUGGAGCUGACUGACAGUCCCACCUGGAUCAUCGACCCCAUCGAUGGCACGGUGAAUUUUGUCCACAGGUUUCCAUUUGUGGCCAUUUCCAUCGCCUUCACUGUCAACAGACAGACCCAGUUUGGGAUCGUGUACAGCUGUGUGGAGGACAAACUGUUCUACGCUCAGAGAGGAGGAGGAGCGUUCCUCAACGGAGAACCGCUGCACGCCUCCGGACAGCAAGACAUCAGCAGGUGUGUGGUGGUGACGGAGAUUGGGGCUGAGCGUGAUGAUGUCGCUCUGUCCACCAUGACCUCCAACAUCCGCAGACUGCUCCAGCUCCCUGUGCACGGCGUGCGUGCUUUGGGGACAGCAGCAGUUGACAUGUGUCAGGUGGCCACAGGUGGAGCUGACGCCUACUACCACAUCGGGAUGCACUGCUGGGACAUCGCUGCCUCCGCCAUUAUUGUGCAGGAAGCUGGAGGCGUUGUCAUGGACACGGACGGCUCGGAGUUUGACAUGAUGUCGAGGAGAGUCAUCGCCGCCAGCUCCGCCGCUGUGGCUGAUCGCAUCGCUCAGGUGAUCCAGGCCUUCCCCUGUUGUCGUGACGACGAGGACAACUGCGGGUGUGGAGCGACAGGUGUAAACUGACUGCAGGUCACCUGACAGGAAAUGUGAUAAAAACUAAUCAAGCCUGUAAACUGAUGUGAUGUUUUUGUGAUUUCUUGGCAUGGCUCACGCUGGGGGGAAACAUCAGGUUUCAUAUUUCAGGCGUGUAGACAAUAAUGGAAUAAAGGCUGGAAUGUUUAAACAUGCAGCUCCUGAACAGGUGACACUCAGGUGAGUCUAUGAGGCUCGCUGGGCUUUAUUUAGGUGCAGUGUUCAGUUCUCUGGAGAACAACUCAGUUUGUUUGUAGAUUAAACUCUGUUUAUUUAGGUCCUCUCAGCCGGGUUCGAAUAAAUAAUAAAUACAUAAUAAAUAAAUCCGCAAUAAGAUAAAGAGAUUUUAUUAUCAUCGUGCAGAAGUAAAGAAAUUUGUCUUGAAGACCAUGACAAUUAGUAGCAGUGCAAAUAAGAAUAAAAAUAGGUAAAAAUACUCUUAAAAAAAUUAAAAGAAUCAAAGUACUAUAUACAGGUAAAGUGGUCCGUGUUGAUAAAGGGGUCGAGUGUUGAAGGAAUAAAAUAGAGUUCUUAUUGCACAGAUGAACCAGGAGGGGGGGAAUGUCUGGA